Molecule: messenger RNA, 6681 nt
Organism: Drosophila grimshawi
Lineage: Eukaryota; Metazoa; Arthropoda; Insecta; Diptera; Drosophilidae
Gene: ssp3
Product: S phase cyclin A-associated protein in the endoplasmic reticulum
Exons: 12
Coding region: 550-6108 (1852 amino acids)
Source: RefSeq, a predicted model, not a curated record
UGGUGCGAUUUAAAAUUAUUUUUAGUUCUCUAAUAAAAACACCUGCACGUAACAUCAAUACCUACAACUGCCAACAAAUUGCAUUUGAAAACUCUCAGCUGAGCAGCCUGUGUGUGUCUAGUUCAAAAAUUGUGUAGAGCGUGCUCAUUGCUCAAAAAUGUUGCUAGCUGCCAUUGCAAAAUUUUCAACAGCAGACACAACGGCAACAACAACCACAACAACAAAAGCAACAGCAGCAGCCGUUAAAAUACAAUAGAAAAAAAGAAACAAACACACAGUGAAGUGCAUAAAAUUGCAAAGCAAUCAAUUAAAAUUGAUCAAAUAGUUAUAGUUUUGUGCAUGCAACAACAACAGCUGUGCCCAUUUACACAAUUCAUCUGUCGAAAUACGUUCUAAAUAAAAGGUGCGUGAACAGCUGCGUUGCGACGUCGUCGUUGGCGUGGGCAGCGACAGCGACUGAGACUGAGACUGCGACAGAGAUAGAGACGCAGACGGAGACAGAAACAACGAACAAUAGGAAAAACAAAAACAAACAACGAGGCAGCAACGAUGGAGAUGCGAGAGGUGCUGAGUCGCGAGGGGCGCGAGGCGAAAAAUUUGCUCGUCUACCAGUUUUGCGAUGAGACAAGCCCCAGCGGAGCAACAGCAGCAGCAGCAGCCAAAGAUGCAAGAGACGUUCUAGCCAAUGGCGACUGCUACUCGACAACGCCCACAUGCCGCAAGCCGCCAGUUGCGCCGCCGAAGUCACCGAAUGGCUUACAGACGCCCACCAAGCACUGUCCCCAAUCGCCCACGACUCUAAUGCUCCGCUCCAAGCAGCCAAACAACAGCAGCAGCAGCAGCAACAACAACAACAACAAUAAUAAUAUCAGUAACAGCAGCAGCAGCGCAGCUGGCUCCAAUAGUGGACCACGUGUCCGCAGCGCCUCCACGGGGCGGGACAAGAAGUCGGAGCUGCAGGCACGCUACUGGGCCCUGCUCUUUGGCAAUCUGCAGCGUGCGGUGAACGAGAUCUAUCAGACCGUGGAGUGCUAUGAGAAUAUAUCCAGUUGCCAGGAGGCCAUCCUGGUGCUGGAGAACUAUGUGCGUGAUUUUAAGGCUCUCAGCGAGUGGUUCAAGGUCAGCUGGGAUUACGAGUCGCGACCGCUGCAACAGCGUCCCCAGAGCCUGGCCUGGGAGGUACGCAAAAGUAAUCCCACACCGCGUGUGCGCACCAAGAGUCUCUGCAGUCCCACUGCCUCGGGCAAAUCCAGUCCAGCCUUCUUUCCCUGCAGCUCCGGCAAGACAUCGCCGUGCUGCGACGGCCGGGUGACGCCCAAGAAACUGUUGCGCGCCUACGAGCAGCUGCCACGUGGCGCGAUGCGUGUCAAUGUCCGCGAACUGUUUGCGGCAAAUAAACGGGGCACCACACGUGGCUCACCCAACUCGGAUGCACUGGAUGCACCGCCUCCGCAGGGAACGACACCAACAACAGGAGCAGCAGCAGCAGCAGCUGCCCAGCUGGAGGAGAAGCCAUUUGUGCAGCUGAGCACACAAUACUCACAGACAGAUCUCGAGGAUCCGCAUCUGACGCUGGCUGAUGUGCGCGAGAAGAUGCGACGCGAGGCAGCCGAACGGGAGGCAGCCAAAAAGGAGGCAGCUGAACUGGAGGCAGCAGCAGCUGCGGCAGCUAAUCAGAAAAAAGUGGAAGAAGAAGCUGCAGCAGCAGCAGCAGCAGUUGUAGUUGCAACUGAGGAGUCGCCAAUGGAGAAUAAAACUGACAUGCAACAAGCACAAGCCGCAAAUGAAGCACAAUCCGCAGUUGUUGAACCAAGUGUUGGCGCUGUGUUGGAGCCAACAUCGUUGCAGCUAACCGUUGCCAGCUUGGAUGCCAUGGAGAAUGCGCUGCUGACGGCCCAGGCCAGCAAGGAGGCAACGCCGCCGAGCACACAGCUCAAGCAGAUUGCACCGCUGCCCGAGAAGAAGCCAGCAGCAACGGCCUUGGGCACGGCCAGCGGCAACAUGCAAAAUAGUCCACUCAAAUAUUCCAGUGUGCUAAAUCGACCAGUUGCAACGCGUGGCGUUAAUCAAAAGGGCAACGCGCAGCAAGGAGCAGCAGCAGCAGCUGGAGGAGGAGCAGCAGUUGGAACAGCAACAGCAGCAGCAGUUGCGCCACACACCAAGCUGUCCAGCAGCAAAGUUGUGGCAAAGGCAACAGCGCCCGUAAAUGGCUUGCGACGCAGCAACAACAACAACAACAACAAUAGCAAUGUCAACAGCAAUGUGAAACCAUUUGCGGCACGUCGUGCUGCGCCUCCGCCACGUCCGUCGAGCAAAACCGAAUGCUAUGGUCCGCCCAGCAAUGUUGCCUCGCGCUUGUCGGCACGUUCGCGCACCAUGCUGGAUAUGAAUGGGAAUGCUGUGGCAGCUGCGGCAGCAAGUGUUGCAAUCAAACCGUUGGCCAAACGCAGCACAAACUCCCUGCUGACGGCUGGCAAGCGGGUGAGCCUGCCCAGCACACUUGGACGCAGUUCACGCGAGGACAUUGCCAGCUCCACGUCGACACUGAAGGCGAGCAACGAGCAGCUGAGCAGCUCGAGGAGCACCCUCAAGCUGGACGAGCGUCACUCGGAGCCCAAACAGCUGUCGUCCGAUAACAAUGAUGGUUGGCUGACGGUGAAGAAUCGACGCAGGCCGAGCAUGCAUUGGUCGAAUCGUUUCAAUCAGCCCACAGGAUAUGCCAGUCUGCCCACACUGGCGCUGCUUAACGAGCAAAGGGACGAUAAGGAUAAGGCCCAUAACAGCAACUCAAAGAGUGUCGCCUCCAAGGCAGCUGAGACUAAAACAAAGGCUAAAUCGGGCAAGAUGUUGGCGCAUCCUGCAUCCCGGCCAGAAAUUAAGAAUGCCAAGGCAAAGGUCAACUCAUUUCCAGCACAGCGCACAGCUGCCCAUAUCAAGACAAAGCAAGACAAGGAUAAAGACAAGGACAUCAACGAUAAGGAAAGGGAUAAUGAUAAAGAGAAAGACACUGACAAGGAUAAGGAUAAGAACAAGGAGAAGCCAAAGCCGGCAGUUGCUCUGAUGCGCAGCAGCAGCAACUGCAUCUCUGCUGGCAGCAAUGUGGCAAGUUCCUCGCUCAACGAACGCACCUCCAUCAUCAAGCGCCAGAAAUCGGAUCUCACUGGACUCAAGAUGACUUCGCUCCACAAGGAGUACAUGCGCAGCGAGAAGAACGCUCUGCGCAAACAGCAAAAGGAGCAGAGCAACAGCAACUCCUGUGGCGCCACGGAUGAGAAUAUUGAGUCCAACAAUGAUGACCACAACAAGAUUGACAUAAAGAUUCAGACAAACUGUGAGUUCUCCAAGACAAUUGGUGAGCUCUACGAGAGCCUUGCACGCUGCAAGCUGCCCAAUGGCUGUGUGAAGCCGAAUGCAUUCUUGCUGAGUGCCUGCGAUGAGAUCGAGGAGCAGAAUGCCGAGGAUGUCGAGGAGGAGCGCAAUGAGCGCAUCCUUGUCGAGGUGCAGGAAUCUCUCGAGCGUCAAAUACGCGAAUUGGAAAGCACCGAAAUCGAUGUGGACACCGAGACAGAUGAGACGGACGGCGAGGUGCAGCUGGAGGAGCACGAGGAUGAUAGCACGGAGCAGACACUCGUCGACGAUGCCGUCGUCUUUGUGACGAUGAGCGACGAUGAGAACGCCAGUCUGGAGUUGCGCUAUCAAGCCCUCCUCUCCGACAUGUCGUGGAACGAACGUGCCGAGGCAUUGGCCACUCUUCAGGCCUACGUGGCACGUCAUCCGGGACGCGCACAGGAGUUGCACCAGAAACUAUCAUCGCCGUCGCGUCGUCGUUCGCUGCAGGAAACGCUGAAGAAGUAUCAGGCGAAGCAGGGACGAGCUCACCAGAAACGCAUCCUGCUGCAGCAGGAGAAGGCGGCCAAGUUGCAGCAACUUUUCAUACGUGUCGAGGAUGUGAAGGCUGUCAAGAAACAGCUCAUCGAAGACAAGCGCCAGAAGAUGGAGGGACGUUUGCAACGUGCCGCCGAAAAUCGCGAGAUCUACUUGAGGCAGAUCAUCGAGAAGGCUCACGACGAGGACAAGAAGCUGAAGGAGAUCAAUUUCAUCAAGAAUAUCGAGGCGCAGAAUAAGCGACUCGAUCUCAUGGAGUCCGUCAAGGAUGCCGAGGGUCGUCUCCAGGAGCUGGAGCAAGAGCGCCAGAAGCGCGUUGAGGAGAAGGCAGCCAAGGAGGCGGCUGUGGAGCGACGGCGUCAGGCGCUCGAAAAGGAGCGACUGCUCAAGCUGGAGAAGAUGAACGAGACGCGGCUGGAGAAGGAGCAGCGCAUCGGCAAGAUGCAGGAGCAAAAGGAGCGACAACGUCAGGCGUUGGCCCGCGAAAAGGCGCGCGAUCGCGAGGAACGUCUGCUCGCGUUGCAGGUGCAGAAGCAGCAGACCACCGAGGAGCUCCAGCGCAAGAUCCUACAGAAGCAGCUAGAGUCCGCCCGGCGGCAUGAGGAGAACAUCGAGCACAUUCGACAACGUGCCGUGGAGCUAACCAUGCCCAGUCAGCGGCAACAGGACGAGACGCGUGGCGAUCAGGAUGAGGAUGAGUUGCUCAAUGGUGGGAAUGCCACCAGCACCACCAACGAGGAUUGUGAUCUCUCCUCAACACUGUCCGAACUCGGUGGCGCCACCGGUAAUCGCGAACACUCGCGCAGUUACAAGAAGAAGAUGAAGAAACUCAAGCAACGCAUGAGUCAGUGUGCUGCCGACUACUUGUCCACGCUGGAUGCACUUCCCGCACAUCUGAAGCGGGACAGCAACGUGCCCAAGCUGCUCAAUCUGGUGGUUAAAGGCGGCGGUGCUCAGGGCUUGGAUCGGACGCUGGGCAAUCUGUUGCGUGUGAUACCCAAGGCGCAGACCUGUGAUUUUCAGGCAUUCCUCAACAUGGAUGGGCUGGGCAUCCUCGCCAGCCAUGUCAUCAGCAAGGGCAUGGACGACGCCAACAACACUGAGAUCUCAAAGAAAUCCGUCAUCCUGGCCGUGCAGCUGUAUCGGAAUGCUUGCUCCGUUUGUCCACAGAUCGCGCGUCAUGCACUUUUGGGCAAUUCCAUUGCGACGAUGUUCGAUGCCAUCGUCAAGAGUUUCCAGUUACCCAAAGAAAUAUCACCACAACAUCCGGUCGAGUUAUCCACGGAGCUAAUGCUGGCGUGCACCGAGGCGCUAUCAUCUAGCUAUGUGAAGAAAAACACCCACCCCAAAGUGCCGGAACGCCUACCGGACAUGAUAAACUAUGCGGUGAUCACUGGACUAAUUGGAAUGCUGUCGCAUCGUUGCAUGAAGGUGCGCGAGCCCAUUGAGCCAAACCAGAGCCUCAUGCUGAGCCUGCUGACCACGCUGGGCUUCCUCACGCGCUUCAGUGAUGUCUGCCCGCCAGGUCCUGCUGAUCCCACACGUUUGUUGAGCGCUGCCAAAUCCACAGAGCUCUUCGGCACCGUCUCAAUGCUCGCCGGCUGUGUGGUGCCCACUGGUAAAUGCAUUCCGCCGCGCAUGACCGCCUUGGCGGCAUCGACUUUUAGUCUUUACGUGUCGCUGGCCUUGGUGGAUGUGAACACUUUUCAGGAGGUGCUGACGGUGGAGGGUCCUCUGUCGCUGAAGCUGCUCGAUGUGAUGACCAGAAUACUCAACUGUAGCGCCAACUCAGUGAUCGGAACAAGGAGUGGAGAGAGCUCCACAAUGCUGAUCGAUUUGAUAGCAUCGAUGGCGUUCUUUAGCGUUAACAAUCGUCGGCAUCAGGAUCUGCUCAUAUCGGAUACGUUUGCGGUGAUCUUUAAGAAUUUGGCCAAGCUGUCGGCACAGUUUAAUCCGGUGAUUUAUCCAUUUUUGGUCACCAUGUGCCACAACAAUGCCCCGGCCAGGCAGCUCAUAUCACUCGACUUUGAUCUAGGGCUUCUGGAUGAGUACAGCAAAUCGGAAGCAGCCAAGCAAAAUUGUUGGGUUUGUAUGGCGCACAACAACAGCAACAGCAACAGCAACAACACCAACAACAAGAAUAACAGCAGCAGCAGCAGCAACAACACCAUCAACAAGAAUAACAGCAGCAGCAACAGCAACAGCCAGCAAAAUAGAGCCUAAUUUUCUAAUGCCAUCUCGCUCUCUCGCUGCCACAGUGAACUUGUGUGUGUGUGUGUGUCUGUCUGCCUCGCUCUCACACAAAGUGAUAUUAUUUUCAAAGAAAAAUUCUAAAAGAAAAGAGGAAACUUUAAACAUUCGCAAUUGCAAAAUGGAUUUAUAACUAUUUUUACAAUUAUUUAUAAUUGGUAUAUAAAUCAUUAUACAUAUAUCUAGUAAUAACACUCAUAACUCAUUAACUGACACAUUCACAACAAAGAACAAACAACCAGCAACAACAACUCGCAUAGUUUUAUCAUAAUUUAUGCUAGUUAUUUAAAAAAAAAAGUAUUAACAACAUUCAUCAAUCAACAUCUCAAUUAACCAAUUCAUUACACUUUUUGACUUAUUGACAAAUUUUCAGUUUUGUUGUUUUUUUUUGCUUUAAUUUGGUUUUGAAAACUUAUUUUUUAACCAACCUCUCGAUUUUUAUACCAGCUAAUAAUUUCUACGUUCAUUUUAUUGAUUGACUUUAACAAUGUUCUGUCCAAAUAAACAAUUAUUAUUGAUACAAUAAAUAAAUACGUGAAAAACUAA